AUGGCCGCCAACCCAGGAGAGGAUUCCCUCUCUCCGCUGAUCCAAAAAUGGCUUGAGUGGGACCAAGAUGCCUCUACUCGCGGGGAAAUUGAGCGGUUGCGCGAUGCAGGAGAGCUGGCGGAGUUGCAGCAGCGCCUGCAAAAGAGAAUCCAAUUUGGCACCGCUGGUCUCCGGGGUCGCAUGGCAGCGGGCUUCUCUUGCAUGAACUCUUUGACUGUUAUUCAGGCAUCGCAGGGUCUGGCGAUGUACUUGAAGAAACACCAUGGUGAUAUUGCCUCCUAUGGCGUCGUCAUUGGCCAUGAUGCUCGCUACAAUUCCGCCAAGUUCGCCGCUCUGGCCGCAAAUGCUUUCAUCGCACAGAGGAUCCCGGUCUGGUUCUACUCCGAGCCUUCUGUUACGCCGACGGUGCCUUUCGGUGUAACCCAACUGCAUGCUGCUGCAGGCAUCAUGGUUACGGCAAGCCAUAAUCCAGCACAAGAUAAUGGUAGCUAUUUCAAAAAUGGCGCCCAGAUCAAUACCCCCAUGGAUGUGGAGAUAGCUCGAUCUAUCGAGGAGAAUUUGACACCCUGGCCCAACGCUUGGAAAGACUUGCAGCCCGGUGAAUAUUUGCGCCCCAAGGCGUACGACAAUCUCCUGCCACACUACAACACAGCAGUAUGGCAAUACGCUACAUACACAGUGCGGGAAUGGAAGCAGCCACAGCCAUUUGUGUACACUCCUCUGCAUGGUGUAGGAGGCCUGGUAUUCCCCAGCUUGUGCCGUUCCGUUGGUAUCAAAGAUUUCACUGUCGUCCCAGAACAAGAAGAACCGAACCCCGACUUUCCCACGGUAGCUUUUCCCAAUCCCGAAGAGGUUGGAGCUUUGGAUCUGGCAAUGCGCACCGCGGAUCGGGAGGGCAGAGAACUGAUUAUCGCACAUGAUCCGGAUGCAGACCGCUUUGCGGCUGCUGAGAAGGUCAAUGGAUCGUGGUUCACUUUCACUGGAAACCAUUUGGGAGUACUGCUUGCAUCGCACUUGUUUGAUUCCUUGGAGACUAUCGACAGCGACACACGAAUCGCCGUGCUGAACUCGACCGUCUCGACGUGCAUGUUGGAGAAAAUGGCCAAGGCAAAGGGGAUGCAUUACGAGGAAGCAUUGACAGGUUUCAAGUGGAUGGGCAACAUCGCGCGAAGGCUCGAAGAACUCGGCUACUAUGUUCCAUUCGCCUUUGAAGAGGCGCUUGGAUACAUGUUUCCGGAGGUGUGCUACGACAAGGACGGUAUUUCCGCCGCUAUGGUGUUCUUGCUAGCCCAAGCCAAAUGGAAUGCUCAAGGACUCACCCCAUAUACGAAGCUUCAGCAACUCUUCAAGGAACACGGGCACCACGAGACUCUCAACACCUACGUCCGAUCGACGGACCCAGAGCUCACCAUGGACCUAUUCCGAAAGAUCAGAUCUGGACAGUUCGGCGCCGGAAAGUCCUUUGGCUCCUUCAACAUCCAGCGAUGGCGAGACCUGACGGAGGGUUACGACUCGGGAACCGAGGACCACACGCCCACACUUCCGGUUGAUAAGAGCACCCAGAUGCUGACACUAUGGCUGGAUCGGGAAGUCAGAUUCACCAUUCGUGCAUCGGGCACGGAACCCAAAGUCAAAAUCUAUAUUGAAAGCAGCGGAGCAUCGCAGGACCAAGCCGUCGAGGCUGUCCGUGACACAUUCCUGACCGUUAUCAAGGAAUGGGUCCAGCCUUUUGCUCCAGCCAUGACGUACAGCGAGCAACAGGUUACAUCCUCGGGCAUUAAGUUCCCGGUGAAAUAA
Aspergillus piperis CBS 112811 is the source of this 1797-nucleotide messenger RNA. RefSeq names its product phosphoribomutase PRM15. Gene Ontology annotation, molecular function: magnesium ion binding; phosphopentomutase activity. NCBI's taxonomy places the organism in Eukaryota, Fungi, Ascomycota, Eurotiomycetes, Eurotiales, Aspergillaceae. The coding region runs from base 1 to 1797 and encodes 598 amino acids. The transcript is spliced from 9 exons. Gene Ontology annotation, biological process: purine ribonucleoside salvage; carbohydrate metabolic process. The record is from RefSeq and is a predicted model, not a curated record.